CAGCACUAAUGUCAUUUUUUGCCUGUUAUAGUUACUGACAAUAAUUAAAAAUGGACAAAUUUUUGUCCCAGAGCCACUGUGGAAGGUUUUUUUCAUUAAUCUUGUUGAAGCCGCAGCUCACCUCAUGCAACCUAUCUUGGAGGUGGUCCUGGGUGUGCCUACACUUGACUUGAGUAUAAAACCCCCCACAGUUUGAACUGAUAAUGCAAACAGUCUUACUACAGACAAGAUGGCCAGUCUCACUGCUAAGGACAAGGAUACAGUCAAGGCCUUCUGGGCCAAAAUAUCCUCAAAGUCCCAGGACAUUGGUGCUGAUGCUCUGAACAGGAUGCUGAUCGUGUACCCACAGACCAAGACUUACUUCUCCCACUGGAAGGACCUGAGCCCSGGCUCUGCCCAGGUGUUGAAGCACGGAGCGACCGUCAUGGGUGGAGUUGAUUAUGCUGUGACCAAACUGGACGACCUGAAAGCAGGUCUUCUGAACCUCAGUGAGCUGCACGCCUUCACCCUGAGAGUGGACCCUGCCAACUUCAAGAUCCUCUCCCACAACAUCCUUGUGGUCAUGGCCAUCAUGUUCCCGGAUGACUUCACCCCUGAGGUCCAUGUGUCUAUGGACAAGUUCCUGGCUGCUGUGNAGCCAGAACGCAACCACAACCGACUGAGAAAACCUGCCGUCACCUUGGCAACUGUCAACGUCACCUUAGCAACAACGUAG
Paralichthys olivaceus (Japanese flounder) is the source of this 715-nucleotide messenger RNA. Lineage: Eukaryota; Metazoa; Chordata; Actinopteri; Pleuronectiformes; Paralichthyidae. The record is from RefSeq and is a predicted model, not a curated record.